Molecule: messenger RNA, 3384 nt
Organism: Zalophus californianus (California sea lion)
Lineage: Eukaryota; Metazoa; Chordata; Mammalia; Carnivora; Otariidae
Gene: PASD1
Product: PAS domain containing repressor 1
Exons: 19
Coding region: 652-2823 (723 amino acids)
Biological process (GO): negative regulation of DNA-templated transcription; negative regulation of circadian rhythm; circadian regulation of gene expression
Cellular component (GO): CLOCK-BMAL transcription complex
Molecular function (GO): DNA-binding transcription factor activity, RNA polymerase II-specific
Source: RefSeq, a predicted model, not a curated record
AGACUAGGGAGGAUCCUCCCCUAGAGCCCCUGGAGGGAGUGUGGCUGUGCCCACGUCUUGAUUUUGGACUUCUGACUUCCAGCUGGAACUCCAUGAUUGCAGUUCCUUAGAUAGGUCACCAGCUUCUCAAAACACCAGGAGCCCAAUGGUAUGCUUAAGAGAGUUCCAGGGGGAGCUUCACGAUUUGGUUCUCGACUGGCCUGACCCCCACCGCCGAUAUCUGCCUGGGUGAGCGCUAGUGGUCCAUGCAUUUCCAUGCAGGGACAAAACCCAAAUGAGAGACUGUCUACCUAAGGAGGUGAAUGAACUGAAAAUGAUCACAAAGUUUCUUCACCUAGAAGCUGGAAGCUUGUUACGGCUUUUCAUAAGAAAAGAAUUCCACCAGUACUCCUCCAGGAAGGGAAUUCCUUUGGAGAUUUCCAUGGAAUUUUGGGGCUUGCCGUAGAGGCUACUCGUGGCUGUUCUUUGCAGAGGAAUGCCUAGUCUCUGAUAUUGGCAGGUCCCCUGUGAGAAAGACCAGAGGUAAAGUGGUACCUCCAAGCAAGAUCAGAAGAAUCUCAAGUGGAAGUCCCCCAAAUCUUGCAUGCUGUGUUCAGAGGGGAUGGACAUCUGGAAGCCCUGCCUGCCUUUGAAUUGUUACAUCACUGAAUAAUGGAUGAGGCUGACAGAGAAGAGAAAAGGGAUGUACCUAAUAUAUCUGAAAAUAAAAAGAAGGACCGGUUUAAUGCCUUCUUUAAGGAACUGCGUGCCAUGCUGCAAACUCACGGUUAUCCUGUGAAGGGAGACAGAUCUAAAACAGCGCAGGACACUACCACCCCUUCACAGAAGAAGGAAGGCAAAGUCAAUCCAGAAACCUCCAGAGAGCAAUCUGAUUGGAUUCCAUCGUUUCAUAGCUAUGAAGACUUCAAGUGCAAGACACUACAAUCAUUAGAUGGCUUUAUGAUAAUACUGAGCACAGACGGAGUGAUAAUUUUUGUCCCUGGAAACAUCACUUGUCUCCUUGGCCAUUUACCAAAUGAUAUCGUGGGUAAAAAGUUAUUAAGUCUUCUGCCUGAUCAUGAGAGAAACGAAGUCUUUGGAAAGAUUGCUCUCAAACUUCCUUUGUCAAACUCAGUGGGAAAACAUAUUGAUUUUUGCUGUCAUCUAAAGAGAGGAAAUGUUGAAUAUGAUAACAGACCUACUUAUGAAUAUGUGAAAUUCAUCCUGACAGUCAAAGAUAUUUCAAGUGAGCCUUUGGUGCUCUUCAGCAGCUUCUUCCCAAGCCACUCCUAUGCUGAAUCGUCUCCUACAUACCUUCCUCUGGAGGAUCGAUUUUAUCUGGUGGGGUCCAUUUGUCUCCUCAGGGCUCAGACCCUACGGGAAGUUUUCACUGUAAAGAAACCUGGGGAAGAGGUUCUGCUGAUACAAGACUCAGAUGAUGAGGAGCGUGUAUCUCCUGAACGCAGAAGCCAGGACCAGAAAAAAUUUUCUAGAAUGGAAUUGCUGCAUCCUGAAUCUGCUGAUGCUGCCUCAGAUGAUCAAGCUGAUAUUCUAACGGUCGAGCCGUAUGGCCCCCAAGAAUCUGUUCAUGUAAAUGGGAUAGAGUCUGAUAUAUAUUAUGAUUCCAGCACAUCGUCCCUGGAAAGCUCACCAGCAUCUCCAGCUACAUCAUCUUCGCAGAGCUUUGAUUUCAAACCGGACGUGGAGCAGGUGUAUGAUGUGGAUGAAGUGCAACAAAUGGAUGAGAUGGAAGAGGUAGACCAGAUGGGCGAGAUGGGCAAGGUGGAACAAAGAGAUGAAGAGGACGAGGUGGAGCAGGUGGAGCAGGUGGAGGAAGUGGAGGAGGAGGCCCGCUCACCUUCCAAUGCGGCUGCUGGCAUCAGUGAUGAGCCACAACUACCGCCCUUGAUUACAUCAUACAUCCGCAAGCGGGAGCUGGAGCUGAUGAAAAAGUUUAAGGAGCAACUGGAAGAGAAGACGCAGAUAAUGCAGGCUAACAUCAGAAGCCAGCAGGACGCACUGGAAAUGAUGAAGGAACAGCUUCAGAGAAUGCAGGAUUCCAGCUUUCAGAUGCAGCCACGCGUCUCACACCACCUCGACCGUCCUGAGUCCCAGUCAUUGGAGCCAGUGCCCAAGAAACAACGCACUGAGCAAAUGAAGGAGAUCAACCUCUCCAGUGGUUCAUGUUCAUCGCACUCUUUCAAAUUCUCUGAGGAGUUUGAGGAGCCUUGUGAUGUCUCCAGCCAGCCACUGCUGCAGGGGGAGGACCCGUUCCUGCCGCAGGCGUUGCUGCAGGUGCAGGACCAGCACGUGGGGCAGCCUCUCCUGCGGGAGCUGCAGACACGGAAGUGGCCACAGCCACCUAAUGCCGCAGCGGGAAGCCAGGCGCUGCCGAUACGCCUGCUGGGCCGGGCCACCGUAGCUGUGCCCCUCUGUGAGGACCCUGGGACGUUCAUGCAGACCCAGUCCAUCGCUGUUCCUGUCCAGUUAGUAGCUGGACAACAUGCCUCUGGCUACUAUCAAGAUGAAACCCUGGGGGACAACAAAGAUGACCGUCCUAGCCUCGUCACCGUGGACACCCCGCAGGAUUACAUCCAACUUUUGAAACAGCCACGAGAUCCACAGUAUCACCUUUACCUCCAAGUGAACACUUGGCCUUCCAGUGAGCAGAACACUCUGCAGGGCCAAGCCGCCCAGCCCCAGGCGCCAGCUUCUGAGGCAAGUCUGGAGGCUUCCCAGGACCCUGACGAAUACUCACCAGGCCAUGUCAGCUAUUUCAUGUCUGCAGAGCCGUCUAGCUUGGAUGAGCACCAGCGCUGGCGGCACUUUCAUACCAGACCUUGAGAGAAGAGGGGCAGACAGGCCGAUGAGGCCUCCGUGACCAGGGAACUCCAAGGCUCACAGAGUUUCCUGGAAUAGGGGUUGGGGAGCGGGGGGUGGACAUUUCCUUUCUUUCCUGAUAAGUUCUGUUUGAGAUUGCUGAGCACAACCUGUUUCUUGGAAGCCAUGUUGCAGAGGCAGCCCGUGACCCCCUGUGUGCUAAUGUGUGACAGCAGCCGGGCCACAGCAGGAGACUGUUGUCCCCCACCUACCUUGUCUGGCCUUGCACACACCUGUUCUACCAUGGGCUGGCAGGCUGCAGAGUCUACUCAAGUUAGAAUACGUUUGUUUGUUUUUUUUUUUUCCUGCCAAGAAACAUUUUCCAGCAUGGUUUGCAAUCUAGUAAGAAGCUGUUCUGUCUUAAGCCACAAGAGUUCUAAAACCUUGGCCCUGCAUCUCCUCCACAGUCAUGUUGGGGAAACCACAGGGGAACAGCAUUCCAGUGGUGGGAAGCUGAAAUCAGAACAACAUAGGUGCUUUGUAUUGAAAUAAUCACAGCUCCAGUGCUUAAUAAAAAUUGUCUUU